Mercenaria mercenaria is the source of this 1696-nucleotide messenger RNA. Its product is annotated as phosphatidylethanolamine N-methyltransferase-like. Bases 156 to 785 code for a protein of 209 amino acids. Gene Ontology annotation, biological process: phosphatidylcholine biosynthetic process. Gene Ontology annotation, molecular function: S-adenosylmethionine-dependent methyltransferase activity. NCBI's taxonomy places the organism in Eukaryota, Metazoa, Mollusca, Bivalvia, Venerida, Veneridae. The record is from RefSeq and is a predicted model, not a curated record. The transcript has 7 exons.
GAAUUUGAAUAUGGCAUGCUUGUUGUGUGAGAAAGUUGGGUCAGUUAUCAGCUGUUGUCCUGCUCAGGUCACGGUCGCAGCACGUGAAGUAAAAUUCCAUUAGAGUGCAUGUAAAAUGCAUCACACAUUAAUGUGCACAAAGACAAAACAGCAUUAUGUCAACUUGGAUUGGAUCCACAUUGCAGGUUACCAUACCAGAUAUUUACAUAGACUGGACAGAUAGAAAUCUAUGGAUCUCGAUGGCAACUAUAGCUUUCAAUCCCACAUAUUGGAAUGUGUUAGCAAGAUGGGAAUACAGAAGUAAAGGCUUAUCUCGAAUAUUUGGCAGUAAACAUGUUGCAUGUUGGGUAUUGGGGGCAUCUAUUUUUGGACUUGGAAUUUUCAGAGACAUGAGGUUUAGUACAGCUUUAAAUACACAACCAAGAUGGUAUACUUUACAGCAAAACUGGAUUCUGUGGUUAGGCUAUGGUUGUAUAACAAUAGGAACUAUAUUUGUAUUUAUGAGCUUUUAUGCACUUGGGUAUUAUGGAACGUUUUUAGGAGAUUAUUUUGGUAUACUAAUGGAUAAGAAAGUAACCAGUUUUCCAUUCAAUGUCAUAGACAAUCCAAUGUACUGGGGAUCUUUCUUAAACUUUUUUGGUGCUGCUCUUGUCAAAGCCAGUCAGAGUGGAAUAUUGCUGAGUUUGUUAGUAGCUGUGUGUUAUAAGAUUGCAAUUAUGUAUGAAGGUCCAUUUACAGAAAAAAUAUAUGCGGAGAAAGAUAAAAAGAGCAGUAAGUCAGCAUGAGAGUGAGAAAAAGUGGAGAUAACUGUUUGAAGGAAGAUUGCAUGUUAACAUUCUAUUUUAAAUAUUUAUUGGUUGUGAUGAUUGAAAAACUUGCAAAACAUUUUAUUCACAUAUUGUGUCUCAGUAUUUAAAGUACUAUUGAUGUUAUGUAUUAUUCAUUUGAGCCGCGCCAUGAGAAAACCAACAUAAUGGCUUUGCGGCCAGCAUGGAACCAGACCAGCCUGCGCAUCCGCGCAGUCUGGUCAGGAUCCAUGCUGUUCGCUUUUAAAGCCUAUUGGAAUUGGUGAAACUGUUAGCGAAGAGCAUGGAUCCUGACCAGACUGCGCGGAUUCGCAGGCUGGUCUGGAUCCAUGCUGGUCGCAAAGCCACUAUGUUGAUUUUCCCAUGGCACGGCUCAUUUAUUGGUAAUAUUAUACAGAAAUUCAUUUUUUUUUUUUUUAAGUAAUCGGAGGUAGUUUUUUGUCAUUAUUACAUAUUUCACACAUUUUGGGCCCCCUGUCAAUUUGAAAAGUGGAAAUAAUAAAUCGAUUUCCUGGCAUUUUCAGAAUGAUUAAUUUUUGCAAGCAUAUGGAAAACAUGUAAAUGUGAAUAUCAAUUAAAUUGUUGAAGAAAAAAGGUUUUAAUAAAGAAGAAUUCCGUAAAAAUCAAACUCAGUCUUGAAAACAUUCAGGAUGAUGUUUUUUAACAUUUAUUCAUUUGCUGGAAAUUUGUUUGUUUUGGGUUUAAUGCCAUUUUUUAAAACAGUAUUUAAGUUAUAUAUUGGUAGGCAGUGACCUUACCAGUGUUCCUGGAUUCUGAACCAGUACAAACCUGUUCUCCGCAAGUGUCUGCCAACUCUUACACAUGAAUCAGAAACGGAGGACAAAGAUACUAAAAAUACGUUAUGUAAUGUGUGACUUGAAAGAUCUUAG